Molecule: messenger RNA, 1104 nt
Organism: Triplophysa dalaica
Lineage: Eukaryota; Metazoa; Chordata; Actinopteri; Cypriniformes; Nemacheilidae
Product: sialomucin core protein 24-like
Exons: 4
Coding region: 150-1091 (313 amino acids)
Source: RefSeq, a predicted model, not a curated record
CUACUAUUGAGCUCGGCUUACUUUAGGGAGUGGAAAAAGUCUCUAGCCUACAGCAGGUGGGAGGGGUAAUAACUGCUGCGGGCCACUUCCUGGUUUCAUCUGACACGGCUUGUUUCAGCUCACAGGACACGAAAGCCUGUGCAACGGAUAUGGGUGUGUUAACUCUUCAGCUUUUGGUAUGUGGCCAACUGUUAUUGUAUUCGUUGGCUGCGGAAAACAAAACAGACCAAAUUAUCCAGUCGACAUCAAUGACGACCAACACGUCACAGAUCACACCUCCUGGAACUGCUGAAUCUCUGAAUACAACCGGAAACUAUACUGAAAACAAUGUCUCAACGCCAUCAAGUCAUUUAAUAAACGGUUCUUCGACAACCUCAGCUACCCCGAUGACUCCUACUCGACCCCAGAACACGACUUCUGACCCCAAACAAACAAAUGUAACAGUCUCCGGAUCAACAGUGAAGCCAAACGAGACAACAACACAGAUUUACAACACGACCAAAACAAGCACCUCAUCACCGACAACAACAGUCAAUGUUAGUACAACAGCAAUCACAUCUCGAAACAACACCCCUUACAGCAGUACCACUGUAUUAACUACAUUAACCACACCGCUAGUAACAAAACCAACAGAGAAAACUUCAACCACUGUUACUCAAAACAACUCAACUGCUAUCAAUAAAUCUUCAGUUGGUCUGAGUAGUUCAGAGAAAUCUCUGACUGUUUUAUUCAGUGCUCUGCUUGGUUUAAUUGUCCUGAUAGUUCUGGUGUACUUUAUGCACAAGUACAGAAAACGCAAUCAGACCAGGGUCCAAUAUACUCAUCGGCGUCUUCAAAGCGACGAUACAGGAGAGCAGUAUGCUGGGGCAGAUGACACGCUGGUCAUUUCAGGAGGACUUUACGAUGGCCCUCAGAUUUACAACCCCACCAUGACAGUACAAAAUGAAGAAGAAUUUCAGGCCGACGCAUCUGGAUUUGGCUACGCAUCUUCUCAGUUCCGCUUGGAGUUUCUGAAAGAAGAGCAGCAAAGAGACCCUGACCGUGAUGCCUCCACCUUUCACUCAUUUAAUGCAAAUGAUCAAGAGCCUUAAAACAUCAAUGCAG